UGGCGAGGCAGGAAAUUCCGUAGUGGAUUUGUGGCGCAGUUAUGGGUGUGUUUCUUUCAAAAGGCAGCGAGUUAUUGGUUACACCGGAACGGCAUGCUUCAGUUCAGCAGAUAGGAGGGGUAUACGCAAAACGGGACGGACGGUACGUUGCUGUUUUUUCUUCCCCCUUGUGGAAUCUUACUUCCAAGGGGAAAUGCGAGAGGCCUGUUGCCAUGUCUGGGUUUCAUUUAGUGCCAUUGGACGGGGGUUGCCCUUUGCCACUGCCACUCGGGGAGACAGUGAUAGGAAGAGGCUCUUUUUUGGGAGUUACAGAUAAAAAAGUUUCCAGGAAGCAUGCUAUUCUGAAAAUAGUUGGUGACCAGCUUAGCAUCAAACCGGUCCAUGUGAACCCUUGUUUUUACUGGCCUGUUGAAGAUGACCAACUAUUUCCACUGGAUAAAGAUAAGUGGCAUCAGUUGUGUCCAGGUGACAGUUUUUCUCUGUUAGUAGACAAAUACAUUUUCAAGGUUCUGCGUACUUCACUGGAAAAGGAAAGCCUGCUAAGGGAAAAUGGUAAUCUCUGUGUAGAAGACCUACCAGAUCAAAUCCCCACAACUCUGCAGUCAACCAUGACGUCUCACAGUCAGCCUUCAGAACAAUCAACAAUCCCUUCUAACAAAAAACAGCUUCCAGAAGUACAUUCACUUAUGGAAAACGCAACCGAAAUCCCAGAGAAGUUUACUCUUCCUAAAAAAGAAGAAUCAAGGCCUGCUCAGCGAAAAAGACAGCUUCCAGAAUGGAUGCUGCCAACAGAUCUAAUGGCUUCAACUCAGUCAACCUCUAAAACUGGUAAUAAUGAAGAAAUAAAGCCAGAUCUAAGAAAAAAGCAGAAAAUUCUUGAAAGUGAAGAUUCCACCCUUCUAAAAGAGGAGGUAUUUACUAAAGAUGUUGCAAAGAAAAUGCCAAAGAUUGGAAGUAAAAGAAUAUCUCAGAAAGCUGAAAGUUCAGUUGAGCAAUUUAACAGUCAGCUGGAUAAUGAAGAGCUGGAUCUCAAGUCAGAUGGACAAGCAUCUCAGCCUACUCAAGUGCAUACAACAAAUACAGAAGAAAACAAAUUGGAGAGCAUUAAUUCUGAAACCAUGCAGGUUUAUAAGGAGAAGCCAUCACAAUCAUUACUCCAUCAGGGUGAUAUUCAAGAGACUACUCUGAAUCUGGCUAUUGGAAUAGAUACUUCAAAUAUAACGGAAAGUCAAGAGAUGCAACAGAGUUCUCACAUAAACAAACCUCAGAGGAUUGCUUGCCAAUAUGGGAGAAGCUGCUACAGAAAGAAUCCUAUACAUUUCCAGCAGUUUAGUCACCCUGGUGACAGUGAUUAUCAUGAUUCAGAAGCUGUAACUCAUGUUGAUGAUGAUAGGCCUGAAUGUCCUUAUGGAACAGCUUGUUACAGAAAAAAUCCACAGCACAAGUUGGAAUAUAAACACACAGCUCCUCCAGAAUCUGAAAGAAGGCAGACAAGAUCAAAAGUUACAAGAAAAGUAACAAGUGUUCUUGCGGAUGAGAGUGAUGAUGAUGGUGAACCAAAUGAAUACAACUUGAAUGACAGUUUUAUAGAUGAUGAAGAGGAGGAAGAAGAGUAUGAUCCUACUGAUGAAGAUUCUGACUGGGAACCAGAUUGUCAAGACAAUGACGGUGAAGAUACGGACAUGCUUCUCAAAGAAGCACAGAAUUUUGUUAAAACUAAGAACUAACUGCAUUCAAAUAUUUUGAUAGAGUUUAUAAAGUAUCAUUCACCUACAUGAAACAUGUAUCCCAUUAGUUAGUAAUGUCAUUUUUUAAAUAAUGACUUACGUUAAUUUUACUUCAUAAAAUUGGAUUAUGUAUGUAUAUUUUCAAAAUUUCAUGACUCCACAGCUGAUAAUGCUUGUGAAAAGAUCUUAUGUGUUAGGGAGUACACUUAAGAUUGCUGGAUUAAUAUCAUCUUCGUAGUGAUAAAUAGGGCUUUGUGAUUUAAAAUAAUGCUUUCCUAAACUUUGUAUUAAUGCAUUUAAUUGCACAUAUGGAUAAAAAAAUCCAUAUUAGUAAUGGCACUAAUUUGGAUUUCGUUUCAUUUUUUUAUUGUCAGACUGAUAAUAAAACUGUAAAUAGUAACUGCA
Molecule: messenger RNA, 2132 nt
Organism: Protobothrops mucrosquamatus (brown spotted pit viper)
Lineage: Eukaryota; Metazoa; Chordata; Lepidosauria; Squamata; Viperidae
Gene: APLF
Product: aprataxin and PNKP like factor
Exons: 11
Coding region: 42-1727 (561 amino acids)
Biological process (GO): double-strand break repair
Cellular component (GO): nucleus; site of double-strand break
Molecular function (GO): protein binding; DNA-(apurinic or apyrimidinic site) endonuclease activity; 3'-5' exonuclease activity
Source: RefSeq, a predicted model, not a curated record